UUUACAAUAUUUUAUUUGCUAAUUCCAUUGAUACCAAGAAUCUUGGAUGUCGUAAAGCCGCUGAACGAGUCGCGGCCAUUAGUAUUCGUAUUUCCGGUUGAAUAUAGAGUAGAUAAAGAAAAGUACAGUUCAGCAUGGUAUACAUUUUCUAUAAAAACUAGAAGAUUAUUAAGAAUACUUCUUUAUAGAAGUCUUUCUCCAUCUACACUAACGGCUGGAAAGAUGUUUGUUUUAUUGAUAUUCAAUUUUAAGGUGAUGCAAACUGCUAUGUCAUAUUUCACGACCUUUUUAUCCAUAAGAUAG
Molecule: messenger RNA, 303 nt
Organism: Cyphomyrmex costatus
Lineage: Eukaryota; Metazoa; Arthropoda; Insecta; Hymenoptera; Formicidae
Exons: 3
Biological process (GO): sensory perception of smell
Cellular component (GO): membrane
Molecular function (GO): odorant binding; olfactory receptor activity
Source: RefSeq, a predicted model, not a curated record